AAACAAAGUCACCAAAAUGGCAACCAUUACCGCUGACAACAACUCCAACAGCCAUUUUGAAAUGGAAAUUGAAGCGGAAUCUGCAAUUCUCCAGCAAAUUCAGAACAAGAUGGCAAAGCAUCUGGAAUCUGCAGCAUAUGUUCCACCAACAGAAGAAGAACAAAAGGCAAUUGAUGCUAAGUCUGUUUUCAUUGGAAAUGUAGAUUUCAACUCUACAAUUGAAGAAAUCGAAGAGCAUUUUAAAGGAUGUGGACAGAUUGUGAAAACUACAAUUCCAAAGGAUAAAUUCACGAAAAAACAGAAAAAUUUUGCAUACAUUGAAUUCGAUGACUCAUCCAGCAUUGAAAAUGCACUUGUAAUGAAUGGAUCAUUGUUCAGAAGCAGACCAAUUGUGGUCACUGCCAAAAGAACAAAUAUUCCUGGAAUGGGACAUGGUGUACGUGGAUCAUCAAGAGGAACCUUCGGAAGAGGACGUGGAGCUGCUCGCGGAGCACCAGGAAGACAACAGACAGUCGUUGUCAAGUAUGUCUAUGUAAAUGGUCCAAAUCGGGGAGGACGUGGUGGAAGAGGACGUCGAUUCAAUCCAUACUAGAUUCGUGUUUCUGAUACCCUUAAUUGAUUUUUUCCUUACUACUUACUGUUCUGUAUCGUAAUUUGAUAAUAUCACACACUUCCUAAUUAAAUUCAAUAAUGAUGAGAGUUUCAUAAUAAAGUUUUU
Molecule: messenger RNA, 718 nt
Organism: Caenorhabditis elegans
Lineage: Eukaryota; Metazoa; Nematoda; Chromadorea; Rhabditida; Rhabditidae
Gene: EEED8.4
Product: Putative RNA-binding protein EEED8.4
Exons: 2
Coding region: 17-592 (191 amino acids)
Molecular function (GO): nucleic acid binding; RNA binding
Source: RefSeq, marked reviewed